Monodelphis domestica (gray short-tailed opossum) is the source of this 7218-nucleotide messenger RNA. Lineage: Eukaryota; Metazoa; Chordata; Mammalia; Didelphimorphia; Didelphidae. The record is from RefSeq and is a predicted model, not a curated record.
CUGCCUUCUUGAGUCCUUAUCCCCAUCCCCAGGCACAGAGCCGAUUCUGCCUGGCUGAGUGUCAGUCCCGGCUCCCUCCCACCCUAACCCCAGUCCUGCCUUCCCUCCGGCAUGCAUGCUGCUGAAUGAAGCUGGGGAAAACAUCCCGGGACAAUUCUAAUUGGGUUCCUUACAAACUUGUUACCUGACCUCCACUGGGCCUUCCUUGCUACCAGACGAUCCUACUCUACCUCCCUCAUCAGCUCUCUCCCACUAGGGCUCUUCCAAACCUUCUCAUCCCUCCCUAAACUUCCCAUGGCUUCCUGUGCCCCACCUCUCAGCCGACAGGCAUGGGAGCCAUUUGCUGGGACCUCCCUCUUCCCCUCUCCUUGUCUGCCAUCACCCAGACGAUUUCCACCUGGUUCACAUAAAGAGGUGGACCUUACUGAAGCCAACCCCUCUACCGGCAUGAGUGCCUACCUUGCAUCCCAUUGGCCUCCUUUGGACUGGCCCCUUCAUUACCCCAUUCUCCUAUCUUCAAUCCCUCCCUGUCUAAUGGCUGGUUCCCCACUGCCUCCAAACAUGCCCAUGGCUCCUCCAGAUUCAGAAAUUCCCACCCUUGGUCUUAGAGAGUUUAUGUCACAUGCCUCUCCCCUCUGGGACUAAACUUGUGAAGGCAGUCUACACUAGACCUCUCACUUCUCUUAACUCAGCUCCAACUCUCCACCUUAUCACUCCACACAAACUGCUCUUUCUUUUUUUCUUAUAAUUUUAUUUAGUCAAUUAAGAACAUUAUUCCUUGGUUACAGGAAUCAUAUUCUAUCCCUCCCUCCCUUCCUGCAGCUGACACACAAUUCCACUGGGUACUCCAUGUGUCCUUGACCAGAACCUAGUUCCAUGCUGUUGGUGUUUGCACUAGGAUGUUCCUUCAGAGUCUACAUCCCCAGUCAUGUCCCCUCGACCCAUGUAGUCAAGCAGUUGUUUUUCUUCUGUGUUUGCUCCCACAGUUCUUCCUCUGGAUGAGGAGAGCAUCUUCCUCAUAAGUCCCUCAAGAUUGUCCUGGAUCACUGCAUUGCUACUAAUAGAGAAGUCCAUUACCUUCGAUUAUACCACAGUGUAUUAGUCUCUGUGUACGAUGUUCUCCUGGUUCUGCUCCUCUCGCUCUGCAUCACUUCCUGGAGGUUGUUCCAGUUCACAUGGAAUUCCUCCACUUUAUUAUUCCUUUGAGCACAAUAGUAUUCCAUCACCAACAUAUACCACAAUUUGUUCAGCCAUUCCCCAAUUGAAAGGCAUCCCCUCAUUUUCCAAUUUUUGGCCACCACAAAGAGUGCAGCUAUGAAUGUUCUUGUACAAGUCUUUUUCCUUAUUAUCUCUUUGGGGUACAGACCCAGCAGUGCUAUGGCUGGAUCAAAGGGCAGACAAUCUUUUAUCGCCCUUUGGGCAGAGUUCCAGAUUGCCCCCCACAAUGCCAAACUGCUCUUUCCCAACAGCAUGACGAUCUCUUAAUUGCCAAAGCCUGUGACCUUUUUGCAGUCCUCAUCUUUCUUGACCCCUCUGCCAACUUGGACACUGUCAAUCACUGUUCUUAAUACUCUCUUCUCUGCAGGUUUUCGUAGCACUGCUGUCUCCUGGUUCUCCUCCUACCUGCCUGAGCCCUCCUUUGCAGAGACCAUCCAGAUAAUACCUGCUAAAGUUGGUGUUGAUGCAGUUAGCACCUCUGCUCACCUCCACACUGGCAUCUCCAAUUGGAUAUUCCAUAAACAUCUCAAACUACGGCUAACAGAGGGCAAACCAGACCUGAUCUCCCGGUUGGAACGAGGGGAAGAGCUGCCGGCCUGGGAUCUGCACAGUGGAAUCUUGAGAAGCUCUACCACAUCUGAAGGAUGGACUUCCACCAGGCACCUAGGAGCUAAUGGAUGGAGCAUCCUGUCUGGUCUGUUAGAAUAUAAACUUUUUGAGGAAAAAAAGAAAAAAGGAAGAAAGCCUAAAACGUUCACUGAGCGGAGAGGCCGUCAAUAUAUUGAUUUGGGGAACAACUUUCAUCAGAGCAUCUAUAAGCACCGAGGAUCAUGGGAUUAUGGUGAAUGUGGGAAUCUCUCUGACACCUACACCCUCCCUAAUCCGUAUCAAAGAACUCAGCCCUGUUACUUGGGAAAAGGUGGACAGAAUUUCCAGAAGAAAUCAUUUCUUCUUCAAAACCAGAGACUUCACACUCAAGAGGAGGCUUUCAUGAACUUUCCAGCCAUCAUGAAUCACGAAGGGAAUCUCAAUGAUGAGAAAUAUAAAUGCGGGCAAUGUGGCAUUUCCUUUCGGUGGAUCUCAGUCCUUAUCGAGCACCAGAAAAUCCACACUCGUGAUAAAUCCAAUGACUACGAGGAAUUUGGGCAGGUCUUCGGCCAGAAUUCAGAUUUUGUUAAACUUGAAGGAACUCCCAGUGGAAAGAAACCAUAUAAGUGCAAGGAAUGUGGAACAGCCUUCAGUUGGCGCUCAUACCUCCUGGAACACCAGAGAAUUCACACUGGCGAGAAACCUUAUAAAUGUAAGGACUGUGGGAAGGCCUUCAGGCAGAGCUCAAGCCUGACCAAACAUCAGAGAAGUCACACUGGUGAAAAGCCAUAUGAGUGUAGCAAGUGUAGGAAAACCUUCAGCCAGAGCUCAUCCCUUAAUCAACACUUCAAAAUCCACACCGGGGAGAAACCUUACAAAUGUAAGGAAUGCCAGAAGGUCUUCAGGCAGAAGUCACAUCUCAUUCGGCAUCAGCUAAUUCACACUAGAAAGAGAGCUUGUGAGUACAAGGAAUUUGUUGAGACCUUUAGCCAGAGUUCAGGCAUUAUUAAAUAUGAAAUAAACCAUGAUGGAGAGAAAUAUCAAAGAGCUCACACUGGUGAAAAACAUUAUGGAUGUAAGGAAUGUGGCAAGGCCUUCAGCCAAAGCUCAAGCCUUAAUAAACACCAGAGAAUUCACACUGGAGAGAAACCGUACAAGUGUAAGGAGUGUGGAAAUGCCUUCAGGCAGAACUCGCAUCUUAUCCGGCACCAGAAAAUUCACUUUAGGAAGAAACCUUAUUCAAGUCAAAUCAGCAAGCAUUUCUCAGGUGUGUGCUAUGUGCCCAGCACUGUGCUAACUGCUAGGGAGUCAAAGAAAGAAAGAAAAACCAGUCCCUGCUCUCAGGCAGCUCCAAAUCUAAUGGGGGAGAAAAUCUUAAUGCAAGAAAUGUGGGAAGGCCUUGAGCCAGAGAUCAGACAGUAUUAGAUGGGAAAGAAUUCACAGGGAAAGAGGCCAUAGAGGUUUAGGGAACAAGACUAGUUGGAGCUCAUACCUCAUUAAACAGCAGAGAACUCACCCCGGAGAACGGGAAGACCUCUAGUCAGAGCUCCACUCUUACUCAUCGUCAGAGGAUUCAUGCUAGCGAAAAGUCCUAGAAAUGAAAAGAUUUCGAGAAGGGCCGCCCGAAUAUGGUUCUUAUCAAACACCGGAGAGAUCACACUGAAGAGGUUUCUUUUGAACGCCAGAAAAGUGGCAAAGCCUUCAUCUAGACAGUAGCCUUAAUCAGCAUCGAAGAAUUCAUUACUGUACGAUCUAAUAUGAUAAGCAUUUAUUAGGUGCCUACUGUGUGCCAGGCACUGUGCCAAACCCUGGAGAUACAAAAAGAGGCAAAAGAGCCCCUGCACUUAAGGAACUUCCAAUUGAAUGGCAGCAACAACAAACAAUAAGCAAGGCUUAUAGAGGAUAAACGGGAACUAAGAGAGGGAAGGUGCUAGAAGGAAGGGGGUUGGUGCGAAAGGAUUCCUGUAAGAAGUGUGACUAGUUGAACUGAAAGGAAGACAGGGAGUGAGUAGUCAGAGCAAAAGAAGGAGCACGUUCCAAGCAGGGGGGAAAUGGGGAACUGCCAGAGGAUGCCUGGAAGGGAGAGAUGGAAGAACUUGGCCAGGGAACGGCAAGGAUGUUGUAGGGAGUAAGGUCUAAGGAAACAUACUGGGAAGGGAGGAGGUAGGGCUAGGUUAUAAAGUGCUUUGGACACCAAAAACAUUUUGUAUUUGAUCCUGGAGGCAAUAGGUAACCAUUGACGUUUUUUGAGUACACGGGUGGCACGGUUAGAUCUGUAUGUUUAAGAAAAUCAUUCUAGUAACUGAAUGGAGGCUGGACUGGGGUAGGGAGAGUCUUGAGGUGGGAAGACCCCCUCCCCCCCUCCCCCCCCACUGCCCAGCCCAGCAACUACUGGAAUAGUUCAGGCAUGAGAUCAUGAGGACCUGCACCAGGAUAGGGGCAAUUUCGGAGGAGAAAAGGGCAUAUUCAGAAAAUGCUGUGAAGGAAAAAACUAUGGGUGUUGGUGCCAUGUGUGAGAUGGGGACUAGUCUAGGAAGGACACCUUCCAGUUUGGGAACCCGAGGGCUUAGAAAGACGGUUUUGUCUUCUAUACUGAUGGGGGGGAGGGGGAGGGAGGAGGGGGGCGAUAAUGAGCUCUGCUUUGUAAAUAUUGAAUUGAUACCCAUUGGACAUCCAGCCUGAGAAGUCUGAAAGGCAGUUGGAGCUGUAAGAUUGGAGGUCUGCAGAGAGGGUUGAUUUGAGGAUCGUAGCGUAGAGGUGGUCAUUAAAUCCCUGGAGCUGAGGAGAUCCACCCUGGAGUAGUACAGAGGGAGAAAAAGAGGACCCAGGAUAGGACCUGGAGGGACAUCUAUAAGCAGAGGGGAGGAUCUGGCAGAGGAGACAGAGUCGUGGUCAACCAGGAGAGGGAGGAAGGGUGGCCGAAACCUAGAAAGGAGAGUAUGGAGAAGAGUAAUCAAAAGAGUCAGGAUUGAGAAAAUGCCAUUAGACUUGCAACCAAGAGAACCACUUUGGGGGGAGAAGUCAGAUUGUAAGGGAUUAGGAGGAGAGGAAGUGGAGGCGGGAUUGUAGACGGCCUUUUCCAGGAUGUUGGCUACAAAGGACAGAAACCUAGGAUGAUAGUUGGCAGGGAUGGAAGGUCAAGUGAGGGUCUUUUCAACAUGGGGGAGACGUGGGCAUGCUCAUUAGCAUUCGAGAAGGACAGAUCGAAGAUAAGUGAAAGGGGGAUGACAUGCAGAAAGGAUGGAACUGAGGCCACUUGAACAAGUAGGGGGCCAUUGCUGAUCAGGAGAAGGGUCAGUGUUUGAAUUUGCUCAGAUCUUCCCAAAAGCCCAGGGAGGGGUGCCAUGAUUUAUUAUCCCUAUGUUAUAGAUGAGGAAACUUCAGCAGUCAGACAUUCAGUGACUUGCUCAGGGUCACACAACUAGUAAGUGAGACUGGACUUGAACUCGUCUUCUUAACGCUUUAUCCACUGUGCCAUGAGCUGUGGCCAAGAGGUUCAGACAUGAGAAUCCGAAUUCUGGGAGCAGAAGCUCCCAGAACUGGUGAUUCGGAAGGAUCAGGUGAGAGUUUUUCAGGAUAGGACAGACAUGGGCGUGCUUGUAGGCAAUAGAGAAUGAGUCACCAGAGAAGAAGAGUGACAAUGAGUGGGGAUGGCAGAGGGAGCAAUCUGGUGGAGGAGGCACGAUGGAUGGGGUCAUUUGGGCAGGUAGAGGGGUCAGUUGAUUAGCAGUGAGGUCUCUUCAUCAUGAGAGCCACGAGCGAAGGAAGAGAAGGUGGCAGAACACACCUGAGGGAUGGGAGAUGAGGAAGAGGGGGAAACUCCAUUCUUUUCUAUAAAAUAUGAAGCAAGGUUUUCCACUGAGAGCAUGGGGAGGUUGGGGUGGGGGGUGGGAAAGGGAGCUGAUAAAGGAGGGAGUGUGGAGUUGCCUGGCAACAGUGGACGACACCACAGUUGUGGGAUUUUUCUCUGCCUUCAGUGGCCUUUGUGUAAGAACAAAGGCAAUGAAUGGUGGGAGUGAUCCAAGGCUGAGAGUAAUCCGGGAUAGUUAAGGGGGCGGGGAUUCAGGCAAGGACUCCGUAGAGUUGAAUAGUUCAGCAAGGGGUCACGAUGGGGAGAAGAGGAGAGAGUGGCUAGUAUAGGAGAGAUGGCCCAAGAGGGAAUUGAAGGGCCAAGGGAUUGGAAAAGGAGAUUCUGUAAAGGAAGGCAGGAGAGGCAAAAAGCCAGUAAAUUGUGGCCAGUCAAGGGACAGAGGUGGUUCUUUUGUGGCUGAGGGCAAGAUUGUGCUAUGACCAUCUUUGCAUGUGGCUGAGGGCUGGAGGAGUAGCUCCUGGAAGGUAAGUAGUGGAGGAACUAAGUGUUGUUUGAGAAUCAUUCCCAGGUAUGAGGGCAGGAGUUGGAGGGGGAAAUUAUGAGUCCGAGGGCAGCUAGAUAGCACAGUGGAAGACACCUGGGUUCUAAUGUGGCCUCAGACUCUUCCUGUGUGACCCUGGGCAAGUCACUUGACCCCCAUUGCUAGCCCUUGCCACUCUUCUGCCUGGGAACCAAUACACAGUAUUGAUUCUAAAACAGAAAGUGAGGGUUUAAAAAGACUUGUGAGCCCGAUACUGAUCUCAUUGAGGAAGGAAGGGAGUGACCUGAGGAUUUAUAGACAACUGCUACCAGGACUGGGGGGUGGGAGGGUGGGGAGAUGAAUAGUAUGAACCUCGAAGGAAGAGAGUUACUGAAUGGAAAUGGCAAUGGGGAACAAAGGGGAUUCCGUGGUCGCCUCUUGACCAGUGAGCUGAUGACAGGGAGUGAAUAAAGGGUAGCCAGCGCCGGGGAGGCUGGGUUAUUGGGAGAAGCCGGGAGUCAGUGAGAAUAGAUGGAAGGAGUGGGAGAGAAGUAAGUUGAAGGGAAGUUUGUUACCUAGGAAGGAAGCAUUUCAGAGCGACUAGACGAAGGGCUGGGUGAAGUUAGGUUGAAGUUUUGGGGGUGGAGGUGAGGAGUGGAACUCGAAUAAUGCUCUGUAGGAGUUCAGAGCCACUGGGAUGUGAAGGGAGUGACCAUCGCUGAGUGGAGGGCGGGCGCCACUCCUCUGCUGUCAGAGAAGGAGGAUCCUCACCUCUGUUCUCAAAGAAGACGGAAGGCCUGGAGAUUCGCCAUAUCCCAGUUGGGAGCCUGGGCUGGAGCAGGAGGUGGAAGAUCUCUUUGGCUGGCACAAUGGAAGUAGUUGCUUUGGGACAGAUGGAAGUGGCCUGGCCUGGCCCGGCCCCUUUCCUUGAGGAUCAUGCUCUGCCAAGAAGGAGAUGGAAGGCUCAGGGUACUAGUGUGCUUCCAGUCCGUGGCUUUCUCAACCUGCCAACUUGAGCCCAGUUAAUGAAAAAAGAUGGAUGUCCAAUAAAAGGGAGGCUCUGGAAGCAUUCUCACAGGAA